Molecule: messenger RNA, 3132 nt
Organism: Dovyalis caffra
Lineage: Eukaryota; Viridiplantae; Streptophyta; Magnoliopsida; Malpighiales; Salicaceae
Source: the annotation of a GenBank genome assembly
AUGGCGGACACAGUCCAAUACAAGCUCGAGCGGAUGGUCGACGAGCUAGACGACCUAGAACGUAAAGGCAUAUUCACGCGGCAAGAAAUAGCAGAGAUAGUGAAACAAAGAAGAAAAUUUGAGUACAGAUUGAAGAGGCCAAGUCCUUUAAAGCAAGAUUUCUUAGCUUACAUUGAAUACGAGACCCAACUCAACUCACUACGUAGACUACGAAAGAAAUCAGUGGCCCGUGAGUUGGUAAAGCAAGGGGUUAAAAAGAGGAGGAGAUUUAGAAAGUCUGUUUCUGAUUUUGCUGGGGUUUCAAGGAUUGUUGAGAUUUAUAGACUUGCUGUUAUGAGGUUUAAGGGAGAUAUAGAGCUUUGGUUUAGGUAUUUGGAGUUUUGUAAGGAUAAUAAGAAUGGGAGAAUGAAAAAGGUUUUGGCUCAAUUAAUUAGGUUUCAUCCAAAAGUGCCUGGAGUUUGGAUUUAUGCUGCAGCUUGGGAAUUUGAUCAUAACUUGAAUGUUUCAGCUGCUCGUGCUCUUAUGCAGAAUGGUUUGCGGGUAUGUCCACAUUCAGAGGAGCUUUGGGUAGAGUAUCUUCGGAUGGAAUUGACAUAUCUUAACAAGUUAAAGGCACGGAAGGUUGCGCUUGGAGAGGAAAAGGAAAAUGUGGCUCAUGAUUAUGAUAUGUUGCUUGAUGAAGAAAGAGGAAAUGACGAUGGAUCAAAUGCUGUUACUGAGGAGUCAGAGAAGAAAGUGGAUUUGUUUCGAGAGAAAGGUUUGAGUAUUCUUCAGACAAUCUAUACUGGAGCUGUUGAAGCUCUCCCUUCUAGUUUUGGCUUGAGAAAGAGGUUAUUGGAGAUACUGGAAGCAACAGACUUGACACAUUCGGAAGAAAUGCAUAAGGAGAUGCUAAGUGAUAUGAAAAGAGACUUUUCGAGCGAACCAGAAUAUUGGGACUGGCUUGCAAGACUUGAAAUGGCUGAUUCUAAAAGUAUGCCGGAGAUGAGUGAAACUCUAGAGCUUUCUCAGUUGCAAAAAGCAAUUCAGGUAUAUGAGGAAGCUUUACAAUUUGUCCCUUCUUCAAUGAUGUUUAAUUUAUACAUAAAGUUUUUGAUGGAAGCUAUUGCUCCCAAUGGAGGAGAAAAUGAGCCUUCUAAGUUAUCCAGCCCCACUAAAGAUUAUAUUUCACAUCUUCUGGUGGUAUAUGAGAAGGCUGAGGCGGUGGGAUGCAUUACUGAGGUUCUUGCUUGUCAGUAUGUUUCAUUUUACUUGCAACUAGGUCGGUUUGAUGAAGCCAGAAGACUAGCAGACAGGCUUUGCAGUGGAAAACUCUCAGAUUCAGUAAAGUUGUGGAGUUUAAGGGCCUCUAUGGAAAUUAAAUAUUUUACUACAGACACUUUUACACCAAAUAAGGAUGAUUUGCAAUCUGUGUUGGGACUCCUUAGAAGUGCAUUGACCAAAGUGUCAUUAUCACAAGCUGAGGACUUAUGGCUAAUGGCACUCAAGUUUUUUGCAAAAGAGAAAAAGUAUUUGGACAAGCUGGUUGAAAUGUCUCUCAUCUCAGCAGCCAAAGAUGGUGGUAGUGAUGAUGGAUUUUCCCUCCCUUUUGCUGUCGUAAAUUUUAUGCUUCAGAAGGAUGGAAUUCAGCAAGCAAGAAAGACAUAUAAGCGAUUUCUCGCACUACCCCAUCCUGGUCUUGCUUUUUACAGACAUUGCAUCGAGUUGGAAGUGAACCUUGCAUCUGGUGGUGAUAAAGAUUGCCUUGCAAAUGCCCGAAAAUUAUAUGAAUCUGCACUUGCAACUUAUGACCAGAAUGUGAGCCUGUGGCAAGAUUACCACACAAUGGAGAUUAAGUUGGGAACAUCGGAAACAGCAAAUGCCGUUUAUUGGCGUGCACGGAAGACUCUCAAAAACUCUGCUGCAUUUGUUGCUGCUCCAGAUUUAGUCUUCAUCCAAAUGUUUCAUGGACGUGGAAUUAAACUAGACUGGAUGCUAGAUUGCAAAUUUGUCUAUACUCUCGUAGAGUACAACUAUUCUGCAGACCUUUUUGAUAAGGCUUCUGGAUUUGCAGCGAAUUUCACUGGUGGACCAUGUAGAAUAAAGCUUGAGAAAUUUCUAUGCAAAGCAUUAUAUUUUAGUAGGAUAAAGCUUGAGAAAUUAGAAUUCAAUUUGUCUGGUGAUAUGGAGCACAACUCCUUUAAGCUUCCCUGUGUUCACUUGCUUUGCCUUUUGCUCUUGAGUUCCCUGGUGUCAUGCCAACUUAAUUAUAAAUUCUAUGAUUACACGUGUCCUAGCCUGACAAAAAUCAUUCGAUCUGGUGUUUUGUCUGCCAUGACAAAUGAUACCAGGAUGGCUGCUUCUCUCUUGAGGCUUCACUUUCAUGAUUGUUUUGUUAAUGGAUGUGACGGGUCGGUGCUGCUUGAUGGAGGAGAGAAAAAUGCAUUUCCUAAUCAAAACUCGGCUAGGGGUUUUGAAGUCAUUGAUGACAUUAAGGCCAAUUUGGAGAAGGCUUGUCCAGCCACAGUUUCUUGUACUGAUAUACUAGCUCUUACAGCAAGAGAGGCAGUUUAUCUUUCUGGAGGCCCAUAUUGGUUUCUACCUUUAGGUCGUCGAGAUGGCCUCACGGCAAGUGAGAAUGAUGCUAAUCAGCAGCUCCCAGGAUUUUCUGAGCCUUUGGAGAACAUCACUGCAAAAUUUACCUCAAAAGGUCUUGAACUAAAGGAUGUGGUUGUGCUCUCAGGAGCACAUACUAUUGGAUUUGCCCAAUGCUUCACAUUCAAGUCCAGACUUUAUGACUUUGGAGGUUCUGGUAAUCCUGAUCCACAACUUGAGAAAUCACUUCUAACGGGUUUGCAAAGUACGUGCCCAAAUCAAGAUGAUUCUAAUGCAAAAUUGGCUCCAUUGGAUUCUGCUACUUCCAGCAAGUUUGAUAACUUAUAUUACAAGCUUCUUUUGAACAAUUCUGGGCUUCUCCAAUCAGACCAAGCUCUCAUGGGGGAUAAUACAACUGCUUCAUUGGUCCUUAACUAUAGCAAGUUCCCUUAUUUGUUUUCCAAGGAUUUUGGAGCAUCAAUGGUCAAGAUGGCCAACAUUGGUGUACUUACAGGACAAAAUGGAGAGAUCAGGAGAAGUUGCAGGUCGGUGAACUAG